CUCUCCCCCCCCCAAUCCCACCUCUCUCUCUCUCUCUCUACGGAGCUCGAGAUCAGAGUGAGGGAGAACAACGACUGGCAAUUUAACUAACUCCCAUUAUAUUUUUCUCUUCUUUUUCUUUUUUCUCUGUUUUAUUGAUUUCCAGAGCUCUACUUUUCUUCCGAGGCUUUAUAUGCGAUCUCUUCCUUAUCUUUUCUCCUAAAUUUCAGUAACUUUCCUGCUUGGUUAACAAUGAAAGGCUUAAAUUCCUGUUUGCAAUUGGUUGUUCUUGGAAAACAUCGGAUUUUACUGGAGUUCUGAUUCUAUUCCUGGCGAAAAUUUCUAAUUUCUAUUCAAACUUUGAGCUUUUCCUACUCUUCUCGGAUCGAUCGAUUCCUCUCCCAAGCUCGGAUUCCUGUCAACUCCCACUUUCUCUGCUCUCUUAUCAUCACCAGAACCUCUUCUGUUGGCUUUCGUUAGAGAAAACUAGGGUUCCAAAAGUUCCCAUUUUGGUGAGAAAAUCACAUCUUGGAGCUCUUCUCCCAGGAUUUCUCCUCUGUGAAGUGGUGAUACAACCUUGGUUUCUCUAGAAAGAUGGUGUCUAGAUCCUAUUCGAACCUUCUUGAGCUGACCUCCGGCGAGCCACCGUCCGUCGGCCGGAUUCGCCGCCGGAUCCCCCGGGUGAUGACGGUGGCCGGCCUCAUUUCCGACCUCGACGAGGACUCCGACUCCGAUACCUCCGCCGGCACGUCCUCCUCCCCCCACGACCGCACCAUCGUCGUCGCCAACCACCUCCCAGUCCGCGCCCACCGCCGCCCCGACGGUCGCGGCUGGACCUUCUCCUGGGACGAGGACUCCCUCCUCCUCCAGCUUAAGGAUGCCAUCGGCGACCACUGCGACAUGGAAUUCAUCUACGUCGGCUGCCUUCGCGACGAGAUCCCCCCCGCCGACCAGGACGAGGUCGGCCAGAUCCUCCUCGAGACCUUCAAGUGCGUGCCGGCCUUCCUGCCGCCCGACCUCCUCGCCCGCUUCUACCAUGGCUUCUGCAAGCAGCACCUGUGGCCGCUCUUCCACUACAUGCUCCCGCUGUCGCCGGAGCUCGGCGGCCGCUUCGACCGCUCCCUCUGGCAGGCCUACGUCUCCGUCAACAAGAUAUUUGCCGAUAAGAUUCUAGAGGUGAUCAAUCCUGACGAGGAUUUUGUCUGGGUUCAUGACUACCACCUCAUGGUCCUUCCAACCUUCCUCAGGAAAAGGUUUAAUCGGGUCAAGCUCGGAUUUUUCCUUCAUAGUCCAUUCCCCUCGUCGGAAAUCUACAAGACUUUGCCCGUCCGGGAGGUGCUCUUGCGGGCGCUGCUGAAUUCCGACUUGAUUGGAUUCCACACCUUUGAUUAUGCUCGCCAUUUUCUGUCCUGCUGUAGUAGAUUGCUCGGGCUGUCGUAUGAGUCCAAGAGGGGCUACAUUGGAUUGGAGUAUCAUGGCCGGACGGUUAGCAUCAAGAUACUGCCGGUUGGAAUUCAUAUGGGUCAGCUGAGGUCGGUGCUGGGCCUACCGGAGACCGAGGCGAAGGUCGCAGAGCUCGUCGAGCAGUUCUGGAAUCGGGGAAGGGUGAUGCUUCUCGGUGUUGACGACAUGGACAUCUUUAAAGGGAUCAGCUUGAAGCUGCUGGCCAUGGAGGAGUUGCUCAAGCAGCAUGCGGAGUGGAGGGGGAAGGUGGUUUUGGUUCAGAUUGCUAAUCCGGCAAGGGGGAGGGGGAGGGAUGUCAGGGAAGUCCAGGAGGAGACCCAGGCGAUGGCGAGGAGGAUCAAUGAGGCCUAUGGUGCGAAUGGGUAUGAACCUGUUAUUUUGAUCAAUGAGCCGCUUCAGUUCUAUGAGAGAAUGGCUCACUAUGUGGUGGCAGAGUGUUGUUUGGUAACGGCGGUGAGGGAUGGUAUGAAUCUUAUCCCUUAUGAGUACAUUAUUGCCCGGCAGGGGAAUGAGAAGUUGGAUAGGUUCUUGGGCUUGAAUCCUUCCACACCGAAGAAGAGUAUGUUGGUGGUUUCGGAGUUUGUCGGGUGCUCACCGUCAUUGAGUGGGGCUAUCCGGGUGAAUCCAUGGAAUAUAGAAGCCGUGGCUGAUGCAAUGGUGUAUGCACUUGAAAUGUCUGAGCCAGAGAAGCAGCUACGGCAUGAGAAACAUUACAGGUUUGUCAGCAUUCAUGAUGUCGGCUACUGGGCAAAUAGUUUCUUGCAAGAUUUGGCAAGGACAUGUCACGGCCAUUCCAAGAGGAGGUGUUGGGGAAUUGGGUUUGGUCUAGGGUUCAGGGUUGUCACUCUUGAUUCAAACUUUAGGAAGCUGUCAAUGGAGCACAUUGUUUCAGCAUACAAGAGAACUAAAACCCGGGCCAUCCUGUUAGAUUAUGAUGGUACGCUGAUGCCACAAGCGUCGAUUGAUAAGAGCCCGAGCUCAAAUUCCAUUGAAAUCUUAAACAGUUUGUGUGCUGAUAUGAAUAAUGCGGUCUUUCUUGUUAGUGCUAGAAGUAGAAGCACUCUCAGUGAGUGGUUUUCGCCUUGCGAGAAUCUGGGCAUGGCUGCAGAGCAUGGUUACUUUCUGAGGUUGAAGAGAGAUGCAGAAUGGGAAACCUGUGCUCCUGUGGCUGACUGUAGUUGGAAGCAGAUUGCAGAUCCUGUAAUGAAGCUAUAUACUGAAACAACCGAUGGCUCAACCAUCGAAGAUAAGGAAACUGCACUUGUCUGGUCCUAUGAGGAUGCUGAUCCUGACUUUGGGUCUUGCCAAGCCAAGGAGCUCCUUGAUCAUCUUGGGAGCGUCCUUGCAAAUGAGCCAGUAUCGGUGAAGAGUGGUCCGCAUGUUGUGGAGGUUAAACCACAGGGUGUGAACAAGGGCCUGGUGGCCCAGCGCCUACUGUCGGUCAUGCAGGAGAGGGGCUUAUCACCAGACUUUAUACUGUGUAUUGGAGAUGAUAGGUCUGAUGAAGAUAUGUUUGCAAUUAUUAGCACUGCCAUGGCAAGCAGUUCUGUAACUCCUGCAGCAGAAGUGUUUGCAUGCACGGUUGGUCAGAAGCCUAGUAAGGCCAAAUAUUAUCUGGAUGAUACAGCCGAGAUUGUUAGGCUGAUGCAAGGAUUGGCUGCAGUCUCAGAACAAGUGCGCAGAAGCUCGCAAAUGGUUUAGUACUACACUUGCCAUCCAAAAGAUGGCAAGAUACAUUCUUUCUUUUGUCUUACGUGACUUUUUGAGUACCUUGUGAAGUAUCAUGCAGUAGUGUAGUGGAUCUUCCUUUUUCAUGUUAUCAAGUAGGGUGUAUAUAAGUUAAACCCUUGAAAAAAGUUGUUGUGAUGAUA
Molecule: messenger RNA, 3314 nt
Organism: Elaeis guineensis (African oil palm)
Lineage: Eukaryota; Viridiplantae; Streptophyta; Magnoliopsida; Arecales; Arecaceae
Product: alpha,alpha-trehalose-phosphate synthase [UDP-forming] 6
Biological process (GO): trehalose biosynthetic process
Cellular component (GO): cytosol
Molecular function (GO): trehalose-phosphatase activity
Source: RefSeq, a predicted model, not a curated record